AUGGUCCCUUUCAGUCAUGCUCUCCCUCUUCUCUCUUCUCUUGCCGUACUCGUCACAGGUCCGCCGUUGACUAACACAACGAAGGCUCGAGAGUACAUCGGUAAGUAUGAGCUGAUCGUCACUCCUAACAUGGCCACCACGGGUCUGCGCACUUUCACGUCCUCGCUUUAUGACGUUGCAUCUACCGCUACGGCCAAGCAAUACCCUAACGCUAACAUAACCCAGGACUUCUGGCCGAUCGUAAGUCUCACUAAUGGGAGCUACGUCAAACCGCUCAGCUUAUCCGUUCCCGGUGUCGAUGCCGAGCAUGCCUGUGACGUCAUGUAG
Molecule: messenger RNA, 327 nt
Organism: Stereum hirsutum FP-91666 SS1
Lineage: Eukaryota; Fungi; Basidiomycota; Agaricomycetes; Russulales; Stereaceae
Exons: 3
Coding region: 1-327 (108 amino acids)
Source: RefSeq, a predicted model, not a curated record